AUGUUGAUCCAAGCCUUAAGCCACAUUCUACUCCUUGGAUUACUGGGCUCGGUCAAGGGCUCAGAGCCAGGUCGCGCUACAGUCCACGUGCCGGGUGCAUCUAUUGUUGGCAACGUGAAAGACAAUGUCGAGUCCUUUAGCGGUAUUCCGUUCGCAGAGCCACCUAUUGGACCCCUCCGCUUGAAAGCCCCUCAGCGCCUUAAGAGGGAACUAGGAGACGUUGACGCCACGGGAGCAGCCGGGGCUUGCCCUCAAAUGGUUCUGUCAACAGAAAGCUCCAACUUCCUGUUCCAGACUAUCGGAAGCAUCGCCAAUCUUCCGUUCGUACACAACGUCACAGGUCAAAGCGAGGAUUGCCUAACAAUCACUGUUGCUCGUCCUGAAGGCACCACCGAAGUGGAAAGGCUUCCUGUUCUUUUCUACAUCUACGGUGGCGGCUAUCAGCUUGGUUGGUCUUCUAUGUACGAUGGCAGCGGUCUCGUCAAGUACGGGGUUGAGAUAGGCAAACCAUUUGUUUUCGUCGUUGCCAACUACCGGGUCAAUGGCUUUGGCUUCCUCCCCGGAAAAGAGAUCCUGAAAGAUGGAUCAGGAAAUCUCGGCUUACUCGACCAGAGAAUGGCGCUGGAAUGGGUAGCUGAUAAUAUCGGUUACUUUGGGGGAGAUCCCGAAAAAGUCUCUAUAUGGGGCGAAUCGGCAGGCGCCUGGUCUGUUUUCAAUCAGAUGAGCCUUUACGACGGCGACAUCAUCUACAAGGGGAAAGACCUUUUCCGAGGCGCUAUUCUUGCGUCAGGUGGUAUACUUCCUGCACAGUCCAUCGACUCAGCCAAAGCUCAGGCUGUCUACGACCGCGUGGUUACUCACGCUGGCUGUAGCGAAGCUUCAGACACCUUAGAGUGCUUGCGAAGUGUUGACUAUACGACAUUCUUGAACGCUGUAUCAGCGGCUCCCGGCAUGCUGUCAUACACUGCCCUUGGUUUGGACUACAUCCCUCGCCCCGAUGGCAAGAGUUUACUCAACAGUGCAGAGGUCCUGGCUGCUAAUGGUAAAUACGCGCCCGUACCAUUUAUAGCUGGAAAUCAGGAGGACGAAGGCACUCUCUUUGCCCUUUUUCAGUCCAAUCUCACUACUACCGAUGGUCUUAUCAAUUACCUCCAGCAGCAUUACUAUUCCGAAGCGACGGCGGACGAACUAGAGAGUUUUAUCGACACCUAUGGACAAGGCAUCGACCAAAUUACCGACAAUAGUCCCUACGGCACCGGGUUACUGAAUGAGAUUUUCCCAGGCUUCAAGCGCCGGGCUUCUAUAAUCGGAGACAUUUUCUUCACCCUCACGAGACGGCUGCUAUUCACUAGGGUUCAAGAAGCUAGAUCUGAUCUCUCUACCUGGGGUUAUAUCUCCUCUUACAAUAGGGGAACCCCUAUCCUGGGUACAUUCCACGGUGCCGAUAUCCUGCAAGUUUUCUUCGGCAUCAAGGACAAUUAUGCUGCUAAAAGUAUCCGCGCAGCUUUCAUCAACUUUGUUGAUCAUCUUAAUCCCAAUGACGAGAGCCAAAGCGCUUACCCAUUCUGGCCGAAAUGGACCGAGGACAACAUGCUCAUGCAAUUCACGUCGGAUAAGUCGUUCAUCACAAAGGACGAUUUUCGUUCCGACUCAUUCAAUUGGCUCCAGAACAAUACGCAAGUCCUUCGCCUUUAA
Molecule: messenger RNA, 1695 nt
Organism: Clonostachys byssicola
Lineage: Eukaryota; Fungi; Ascomycota; Sordariomycetes; Hypocreales; Bionectriaceae
Source: the annotation of a GenBank genome assembly